Molecule: messenger RNA, 999 nt
Organism: Plutella xylostella (diamondback moth)
Lineage: Eukaryota; Metazoa; Arthropoda; Insecta; Lepidoptera; Plutellidae
Source: RefSeq, a predicted model, not a curated record
UAGGUAGUGACAUGCACUUCAUAACACCAGAAAUGCAUCAAUCGAAUGGUCAGGUGGAGAGAUAUUGCCGCACUGUACUGAACAUGAUCAGGAUAGAGACUAACUUCCGAAACAAUGAGUGGUCCAGUGUAAUGUGGAAAUUACAACUAGUACUGAAUAUAACGAAACACAAGACCACUCAGUGCUCCCCACUCAACUUAUUGGUUGGCAUCGAUGGUGCUACCCCAGUUAUACGCAGCCUGGUUAGAGACGUAGCGCUUCAAGGGUCACGACCGAAUAGGGAGGCUUUGCGUGAAAUGACAAGGCAGCGUGCCUCAGAACGUUUGGUUCAAAAUAAAACAAACCAGGACGACUCUGUAAAUAAAGGACGCACUCAGCCAAGACACUUUGAGAUUAAUUCACUUGUGUUUGUAGUGAAGAACGCGCAGAUGACUGGGAAACUUGAUUCCGGUAUGCGCGGGCCUUAUCGAGUCGUGAAGGCUCUUCCCCACGGGCGGUAUGAGCUUAAGUUGGUGACUGACUCAUACGGCAAGACCACCCAAGCGGCUGCCGAGUACAUGAAGCUCUGGAGAGGCGAGUGGACUCCUGAAGUGUGUGCUGCAUACUUUGAGGACGCAGACCAUGAAGCUGACGAGCCCACUAACCCAGAGGCUUCAGCUGGGAGUCCGAUGGAGUCACAGCCAAGCACAUCAAGGAAGGCUGACAAUGGAGCAGACGAGUCCACUCAUCCGAAGGCCUCAGCUGGGAGCCUGUUGGAGUCCCAGCCAAGUACCUCAAGGAAGGCCGAGGACGACCUUCUGUCAGGAGCGGCCGUGUUGGGGAAUUGAGCCUGCCGAGUCACGUGGUCAGAGGCUGGCCACCCUGUCUACGUCAUCGCUGACGCGUCGGGCGGGGGAAGUCGCCUCACGGUGGCGCGCGGGCAGCUCUUUCACUUUUUCCUGGCGCUUGAGCGGAGCGGUCGUGUCAACCAUUCGUUAGGACUAGGUUAUUUUCGGUUAC